ACGCGCGUGUCUUCCGGCUCUCAGUGCGCAGCGGCGGCAGCGCUGAUGGAUGCACUCAGUCACGGAGCUGCUCCACUGUCAGACUGAAAGCACGGAGGAGAGCCGUCCGCUGCACCGGAGGAACUCAAGCACUCACCGCUUUACCAACAUGAAGCUGAAGGAGGACCUGAACCCGAUGCUGCUGCUGCUCUUCCACCUCAUGGUGUCCAUCUACGCCAUCAUCACCUUCCUGCCCUCCUACCUCCUCAGCUGGGUCUUCCAACCAGACGUGGAUUUCUACGGCUCAGAGGAGGAACGAGCCAAGAGGGCGAAGGCUCGCUCGGUCGAGGGAUGUCCUGAGGGACCCUACCGAGCGGUGAGCGCCACAAAAAGGCUGGUUACAUCUUUGCACCCGGGAGUGGAUACCCUGGAUAAGGUGUUUGAGUACGCAGCCACGAGAUUCCCCCACAGAGACUGUCUCGGGACGAGGGAGGUGAUCAGCGAGGAAGAUGAGCAACAGAGCAACGGGAAGGUGUUCAAGAAGGUAGUUCUAGGCGAGUACCGCUGGCUCUCCUACCAGGAAACCCUUACAGCGGCGACCCAGCUGGGCAGUGGUCUGGCUUCGUUGGGGCAGCGACCGAAAACCAACAUCGCCAUCUUCUGUGAGACACGAGCAGAAUGGAUAAUAGCUGCUCAGGCCUGCUUCAUGUACAACUUCCCACUGGUCACCCUUUACUCCACACUGGGAGGUCCAGCCAUUGCUCAUGGCCUGAAUGAGACUCAGGUCACCCACAUCAUCACAAGCAAAGAGCUCCUGGAGACUAGACUCAAGGCCAUUCUGAUUGAAGUUCCGAGGCUGCAGCAUAUCAUUGUCGUGGAAAACGCGCCCACCACGUGGCCCGGCUAUCCACGAGGCAUCGGCAUCCAUAACAUGGCUGCUGUACAGAAGCUAGGAGCCAGACCUGAGAAUGCAGCACGUGAGUGUAAGCAGCCGCUGCCCUCAGACAUCGCCGUCAUCAUGUACACCAGCGGAUCCACAGGCAUCCCAAAGGGUGUCAUGAUCUCCCACAGCAACAUCCUCGCUGGCAUCACAGGAAUGGCUGAGAGGAUACCCAACCUGUGUGAAGAAGACACCUAUAUCGGCUACCUUCCUCUUGCCCAUGUGCUGGAGCUGAGUGCAGAGCUCGUAUGUGUUUCUCAUGGAUGUAGGAUCGGAUAUUCAUCACCUCAGACUCUAGCUGAUCAGUCAACCAAGAUCAAGAGAGGAAGCAAAGGAGACACGAGCGUCCUGCAGCCCACUCUGAUGGCGGCUGUCCCGGAGAUCAUGGACCGUAUCUAUAAGAAUGUGAUGAACAAGGUGGAGGAGAUGAACUGUGUCCAGAGAACACUCUUCAUUCUGGCCUACAACUACAAACUGGAGCAGCUUGCCAAAGGUUACAGCACACCGCUGUGUGACAGGCUGGUGUUUAGGAAAGUCCGCUCUCUGCUGGGAGGUCGAACAAGAGUCUUAUUAUCAGGUGGAGCACCGCUUUCUGCAGCCACGCAGCGCUUCAUGAACGUGUGUUUCUGUUGUCCGGUGGGUCAAGGAUACGGCCUGACGGAGACCUGCGGUGGAACCAUCAGUGAACUUUGGGAUUACAGCACUGGGAGAGUGGGAGGACCGCUGGUUUGCUGUGAGAUCAAGCUCAAAGACUGGGUGGAGGGUGGUUACCGCAGCACUGACAAGCCCCAUCCAAGAGGAGAGGUUCUCAUUGGUGGACCCAAACGUAACCAUGGAUACUACAAGAAGGAGGCGAAAAACCAAGAGGAUUCUUUGUAGAUGAAAACGGCCAGCGGGUGGUUCUGUACAGGAGACAUUGGAGAGUUUCAGGAGGACGGGUGCCUCAAGAUAAUGGUGAGGAUGGAGUGUGUAGAUCGUAAGAAAGACUUGGUGAAGCUGCAGGCGGGAGAGUACGUCUCCCUGGGAAAGGUGGAGGCCAUGUUGAAGAAUUGUCCUCUGAUUGACAACAUCUGCGCCUACGCAACAGGUGUUGAUGAGAUCUAUGUGAUUGGCUUUGUGGUGCCCAAUCAGAAGCAUCUGCUGGCUCUGGCUGAGCAGUACGGCAUCCGCGGGUCAUGGGAGGAGCUGUGCAACAGCAAAGCCAUGGAGGAGCUGGUUCUGAAGGUCAUCACUGAGGCUGCGCUGACAGCCCAGCUAGAGCGCUUUGAGAUCCCUCGCAAGAUCUGCCUGAGUCCAGAACCGUGGACCCCCGAGACUGGACUAGUGACUGAUGCGUUCAAGCUCAAACGCAAGGAGCUGAAAACACGUUACCAAGACGACAUAGAGAGGAUGUACGGUGGGAAGUAAAAACAAGGACCAGCACAGAACUGUUGAUUCUCAAAGCUCAGACCAAACCAACACUCUCAGUGCCCUCCCACCUCUCCCUCCUGUCCUCUCCACAUCAAUGAAAGACCCACGUCUGUGCUAAAUGUUAGUGUUACUAAGGCCUCAAACUUCAACCAGUUUCACCAUGAAGCAGAUUUUACCUGAAUUUAUGAGAAAAGACAUUCUAAAAGAGUGUUGGUCAGAAAACACGCCACCUUCCCGUCCUGCCUUUUUUCCCUUUCCUUCAUCCAGGUGUGUGAGCCCCUUGUGUGGAUCUUUAUUGUUCCAGAUGUGAGUUAUGAAACAGCUGAUGUAGCCUGUUGAGCUCUUGUCUGAGUGCCACAGCAGAAUCUCAGGUCAGUUUGUUGCUUUGUGCUCACACACAGGACACUAGACUCAACCGGUGUGUCUCUAAUCACUUCAUUAUGAUUCUCUUCUAAUCUUUAACUUCAAACUUUGUCCUUGUUCUCAUGUCACGUUUCCUGCCGGUCAGGAAAGGGUUAACUUCUUUGUUUCUCUUUUCUUUUUGUCUUUAACUUGUUUUGAAUUCUGUCCGUGGUUUAUUUUGUCUCCCACCCACAGUCAGACUGCGACUCCCACGCCUGUGGGGCGUCUCUCUCGUCGGCACGUCUUGACCCCAAAAGCACAAAGACAUCUGAGGGCAAAAGAGCAGGUUGGUAAAAAAUAAUAAGCUCUGAACGGGUUUAAUGAUUUGUAUCUUUCAGCCUAACAGUGAGGCUGUUGUAGGAAAAUGACAAGAUUGAAACCACUUACUUUAAAAGGAAAAAAGCAGCGAUGCACCGUUGUUUAGUCUGUUUCCAACACUGACUGAGUAUAUUUUUCAAUGUGUACGGACCACAGUGUGCACCAGAAUGCACAUCUUCUAGCUUGUAUUACAGAUAGAAUUACUGUGUAAUCAGAGCUGAUGAAUCAGUGCAAUAUGAAAAUGUAUCAUUUGGAAGCACGGCAGAAUAAGCACACUGUUACAAGCGUGACUUUAGUGUGUGGCUGACGUUCAUUCUGUUUAAUUUGCACGAGAAUGACGGAGUGUGUGGCUCAUCACGCGGCACAAACACGCCUCCACUGCCCCUCACCGUGUGACACCUGUUGCCUUUUUGUGUGACUAACGCCUUUGUAAUUCCUGACUGAUUUUUAAUGUGAUGUUCCUUCUUAAUCGUGGAGCUGUGAUCAGCAGAGAAAGUAAACAUAUAGUCUCUGUUUUACUGUCAGCGGUGUUAUCGUAGACCAGUCUUGGAGCUCCACUCCCUCUCUGUUUGAGAGCCUGCCUUGUAACAUAAGUGCAUCCGACUAUUUAUUUGUAAUUUGCCUUUUAAAAAAUACUCAAAUGAAGUAAAUAAAGAUUGUGUUUGGUCUA
Molecule: messenger RNA, 3719 nt
Organism: Acanthochromis polyacanthus (spiny chromis)
Lineage: Eukaryota; Metazoa; Chordata; Actinopteri; Pomacentridae
Gene: acsl3a
Product: acyl-CoA synthetase long chain family member 3a
Biological process (GO): neuron differentiation; long-chain fatty acid metabolic process; long-chain fatty-acyl-CoA metabolic process
Cellular component (GO): lipid droplet; endoplasmic reticulum; plasma membrane
Molecular function (GO): long-chain fatty acid-CoA ligase activity
Source: RefSeq, a predicted model, not a curated record